AUGAGAUUUGCUUUACCAGUAGCCCUGUUGGCGACCGUUGCGGCCGCCUACAACCACAUUGUCGAUCAGACUACUUGCGGGGGCACCACAUACCAGUAUACCGGCCUCCAAGGCUAUGGUUCUAUUCCAUCAAAUGCCAGAGACAAAUAUGGCGAUACAAUCGGAGGUAUAGGUAGCUCUAUCGCUAUUGAGAAAUCCUCCUGGCGCAAACUAUCCCACGACGUAUACUCCGGAAUACUCUACGCGAUUCCAGACCAAGGCUGGAACACCAAUGGAACCUUGAAUUUCCACCCGCGCAUCCAAAAGUUUCAAAUCACCUUGAAACUAGCCCCCAAAGCCUCCGCCCAGAACCCUUCCAAGCCAAACCUCAACCUGAAUUAUCUGGACACAAUUCUUCUCUAUGGCCCAGAUGGCCAACCAACAACCGGCCUGGAUGCCGACGUCACCGGCAGCUUCUCCUAUCCCGGCUUCCCCGAAAUGCCCGUAGCAACCUACACGGGCGACGGAUUCGGCGGCGAAGGCGCAGGCGGACGCCGAAUCGCCAUAGACCCUGAAGGCCUCGCGCUGGCCACGGACGGCGGGUUCUGGAUUUCCGAUGAGUACGGCCCAUACGUGUACAAGUUUAAUUCAAAGGGACGCAUGGAGCACGCCAUCCAGCCUCCGCAAGCCAUCCUACCCCGACGCAACAAUACCGUCAGUUUCAGUUCGGACUCGGCACCGACCUACGAUCCCUCUAAUGUGCCGCAUCCCAAAGACACGGUGACCGGCCGUGCUAAUAGCCAGGGCCUUGAGGGCUUGACUACCUCGGCUGAUGGGAAGACGUUAUAUACGCUUAUGCAAUCUGCGCUUGAUCAGGAGGGUGGACCUAAGCUACAGAAUAAGCAGCCCGCGCGUUUGCUUGCUUAUGAUAUCUCGGGUCGGGUGCCAAGGUAUAUUCAUGAAUGGGUGGUUAUGUUACCCAAGUAUCUUGAUUAUACGGAGACUAAGGCCGGUAAAGAGUGGAAGGUUGCUGCUCAGUCGGAGAUCCAUCAGCUGCCUACUGGAGAUUUCUUAGUCCUGUCGCGGGACUCAGAUUUUGGGCAUGGGCAGAGCGAGUCAAGGUCAGUUUAUCGACAUGCGGAUGUGUUCUCUAUGCUGGGAAACUCGUCUAUUACGGAUUUAAAAGGGUUGAAGAAUUAUGAUACCGCUACUGGAGCUAUUGCUUCAUCCAAAGGCGUUUUGAAGUCGGGUAUUAUUCCGGUUGAGUACUGCUCAUUCCUGGAUUAUAAUGUGAAUUCUGAGCUGGCGAAGUUUGGGCUUCAUAAUGGUGGUGAUCAAGACGAGAAUCUUCUGAACGAGAAGUGGGAGAGUUUGGCACUUGUGCCUGUUGAUCCGCAGGAUAGCAAUGGGAGGGGCAAAAAGGAGUACUUCCUGUUCAGUAUGAAUGAUAAUGACUUUAUUACUCAAGAUGGGUACAUGAAUGGUGGAAAGUUUGCCUACAAGGACUCGUCUGGGUUUAACCUGGAUACCCAGGUCCUGGUGUUCAAGGUUGAGUUUUAA
Penicillium longicatenatum is the source of this 1539-nucleotide messenger RNA. RefSeq names its product esterase-like/phytase family protein. NCBI's taxonomy places the organism in Eukaryota, Fungi, Ascomycota, Eurotiomycetes, Eurotiales, Aspergillaceae. The record is from RefSeq and is a predicted model, not a curated record. The coding region runs from base 1 to 1539 and encodes 512 amino acids. The transcript is spliced from 3 exons.